AUGGAUCUGCUAACUAAAGUGGAGUCUCAAGGUUAUUCUUGCCUUAGUCAAGCCAGUGUUGUUGGUUCAAGCAGUGUACCAAUUCAAGUGACUGAGACCUUCAAUCAUGAUUACUGGGUUGAUACAGUGAACAAUAGUGAUGUAGUGAACAACAGUGAUGCAGUGAACAACAAUGAUGCAGUGUUCAACAGUGAUGAAGAUGAGGAGAAUGUGGUGCUAGAGAACACAAAUGUAGAUGACUGUCACCCCAUUGAAGACCCAGAUGCUCCACCAAUUUUUGACAGUGAUGAAGAGAAUGAUAUUGAAUAUGAAGACAUUGUCAAGACAUAUGAAGUUGGAGAUGAAAGCACCGAUUCAAGCAAUAGUGAAGAAGAAGAAGACAAUGAAGAAGUUUCUAAUGAUUGUGGGAGUAAGGAUAAAGAAGAUGGUCCUGAAGUAAUUGAUGAUAUAGAUGCCAUACCAGAGUUUAAUUAUCAUAAAUGGAAACAAGACUUUAGUAUGCCCAAUGAUGAAGAAGAAGAACCUUUAUUCCUUGAAGAAGAAGAGGUUUCUCUUGUUGAUCCUACUAAGAUUGUGGUAAAGUAUGCUUUUAAUGACAAGAAGGCAUUUAAGAAACAUCUUAGAGGUUACUGUGUAAAACAAAAUUGUCAAUACAAGACAUAUAAGAGUGACAAAAAAAGACUAAGAGUCAGAUGUAGGUUCAGGGAAGAGUAUGGUUGUAACUGGUUUGUGAAUGCUAGCGUAAAAAGGCAUGAGUAUACUUUUAUUGUUAGGAAGGUAAAUCUAGAACAUAUUUGUGUUGGUAAUCCAAAGAGUUUUAACAUAUCUGCAGAUCCUGAGUUUGUGAAAGAGGCAAGAAAUCUUCUUUUAGAAGAUUUGUUUGGUAAUUAUGAAGAUAGCUACAAUGAUGUACCCAUCUUUUGUGCAAUGGUGGCUCAUACUAAUCCAGGGUCUGUUGCUAAAUACACUUAUAGGAAAAAAGAUAAGGCAUUCAUGAUCAUGAUUAUUUCAUUUGCUGCACCAAUGAGAGGAUGGCAGAAAUAUGGAAGACCAGUCAUAGGGUUAGAUGCAUGUCAUCUAACUGCAAAGCGUGGUGGUGUUCUAAUGGCUGCAACAUCACUUGAUGGUCAGAACAAUCUUGUUCCUUUAGGCAUUAAGGCCUGUCAGAGUGAAACUAAGGAGAACUGGACUAGCUUCCUCAAGGACUUGGCUCCAAUGAUCAAUGCACAUCAUGCUGGCAGAAUUACUUUUAUUUCUGAUAGGCAGAAAGGCCUGUUGGAAGCUGUUCCUAAGGUUUUCCCUGGUACAAGAGUUAGGUAUUGUUUCAGGCACUUAUACAAGAACUUCAAGAAGUACUACAAGGCACCCACCUUGCACAUUUCAUUGUGGAAUGCAUGCAAAGCUUACAAAGUAAAGCAUUUUCAGGAGCACUUUGACAGCAUAUGCAAAGAAAAUGCUGAUGCUGGUGAAUGUCUUAGGAAAGAAGAUCCAAGUACUUGGUCUAGGGUCUAUUUUGAUCCCAUUAGCUGUUGUGAGCAUAUGAAUAAUAAUUUUUCUGAAUCUUUUAAUUCCAUGGCUUCUAAUAUGAGAGAUAAACCUAUAAUUCAACUAGGCAUGAUGUAUGGUCAGUUAGUAAUGGGUUUGUUCUUUAAGAGAAGGGAAGGAUCUGCUAAGUGGGAUGAAAAUGGAUUGGUCCCUGCUGCUGUUAAAUUAAUAAAUAAAAUGCUUGACUUGGUUGGUAAGUUCGAUGCAGAAGGCAGUGUCGUUGGACAAAUUUAUUUGGUAACUAAUGUGAUCACCAAGAAAAUCUUCACAGUGAAUAUUGUAGACAAGCAAUGCACUUGUUUGCAAUGGCAGCUAAGGGGAUUCCCUUGUCAACAUGAUGUAUGUGCAUUGAAGCUGCUAAGGCCCAACUGGAAAGAGACCACAUAUGUAGAUGAUGUCAAACCAUUAGAAGACAUAACUGAGUGGGUGUGGGAAGAUCAGCCAACCAUGGACGUCAACAUAAAGCCUCCUCCUUAUCAGAGAAAAACUGGAAGACCAGCAAAGAAGAGGAAGAGAAGUUAUGAUGAACCUGAAACUGUGGUGAAGAAAAGAAAGCGUGGAAAAUGUGGAUCUACUGCUGGUCACAACAAGAGAACCUGUGCUGGUGGUGAUGUUGGUAAAAACCAAACUGGAUUCAAGCCAAGCACUGAGUAUGAUGCUGCAAACUGCACCUUCACUAGUAGAGAUCAGCCUGAAAGUAGCACUGCAAGGGGUAAAGCAAAGGCAAACACAUCUAGAGGUACAUCAUCAUUUGUUGGUGACUCAUCUGCAGGACCUAGCACUCAUGGAAGACCACCAGCAGGACCUGGCACUAAUCAAGAUAACCAAAAUUUCAGUCAGAACUUUGCUGGUAUUGGAUCUGUGAGUCAACAUCUUGCAGUCACAAAGGGAAAGCAGACAAAGUCUAAGAAGACUAUGAAGACUAGGAAGUAG
Molecule: messenger RNA, 2478 nt
Organism: Papaver somniferum (opium poppy)
Lineage: Eukaryota; Viridiplantae; Streptophyta; Magnoliopsida; Ranunculales; Papaveraceae
Exons: 8
Coding region: 1-2478 (825 amino acids)
Biological process (GO): DNA transposition
Molecular function (GO): zinc ion binding; transposase activity; DNA binding
Source: RefSeq, a predicted model, not a curated record